AUGGCUGAAAUCGCACCAGCUCCCGCCGCUGCUGCCGCCGCUCCGGCCAAGGCUCCUAAAAAGAAAGCAGCAAGCAAGCCCAGGAAAUCGGGCCCCAGCGUUGGAGAAUUGAUCGUCAAGGCCGUGUCCGCCUCCAAAGAGAGGAGCGGAGUGUCCCUCGCCGCCCUGAAGAAAGCUCUGGCGGCCGGCGGAUACGAUGUGGAGAACAACAACUCCCGUGUCAAGCUGGCGCUCAGGAGCCUGGUAACCAAGGGCACCCUGCUGCAGACUAAAGGAACCGGCGCAUCUGGCUCUUUCAAGCUCAACAAAAAGCAAGCCGAGGCUGCGAAAAAGAAGCCCGUUAAGAAAGUAGCUCCGAAAGCGAAGAAGCCGGCCGCCAAGAAACCCGCUGCUGCCAAGAAGCCAAAGAAGGCAGCGGCAAAGAAGCCUGCCGCGGCCAAGAAGUCGCCGAAGAAGGCGAAAAAGCCCGCUGCACCCAAGAAGGCCACGAAGAGCCCCAAGAAAGCCAAGAAGCCGGCUGCAGCCAAGAAGGCGACCAAGAGUCCAAAGAAAGCCAAGGCAGCCAAGCCAAAGGUGGCCAAACCCAAGACCACCAAAGCCAAGAAAGCGGCUCCCAAGAAAAAGUGA
Messenger RNA from Megalops cyprinoides (Indo-Pacific tarpon), 627 nucleotides. RefSeq names its product histone H1-like. The record is from RefSeq and is a predicted model, not a curated record. The transcript has a single exon. Gene Ontology annotation, molecular function: structural constituent of chromatin; DNA binding. Gene Ontology annotation, cellular component: nucleosome. Lineage: Eukaryota; Metazoa; Chordata; Actinopteri; Elopiformes; Megalopidae. The coding region runs from base 1 to 627 and encodes 208 amino acids. Gene Ontology annotation, biological process: nucleosome assembly.